Molecule: messenger RNA, 1025 nt
Organism: Chara braunii
Lineage: Eukaryota; Viridiplantae; Streptophyta; Charophyceae; Charales; Characeae
Source: the annotation of a GenBank genome assembly
AGACGACCAAGGGAAUCAGGAUGAGCGAUGGAUCCGGGGAACGAAGGUCGAAGGGAGAGACGUCGAGACCCUCGGCAGACAGUCGCGGGUGCUUUAAGUGCGGGGAAGUCCGGCACUACGCGAGGGAUUGUGCUAAGUAUUGGCAGUCUCGGGCAUUGGGACGAACGUUUGUUCCCACACCAUACGUACCUGGUGGGGCGCGUAUGGAGGACAUCGUCGCAGGACAGUGGUGCACGGCGGAGUCACUUAGUGGAGAGCAGCGGGGAUCGGACAAUACCGGAGGAUACUAAAGCACUGAUGAAGGAGUAUUUCCUACAAUUGGUCGAGGAAAGGAGGGAACGGAUUGAGAAGGAAGCACGGGAAGAACGUAAGAGAGUUGAAGAAGGGACUCGUGUGGAGAAAGAGAAGAAACGACUGGAACGAUUAUGCGAGAAACAACAAUAUGAGGAAGACAGAGACGCUCGUUUGUUAAGCUUGAUUGACGCAAGGAUGAUGAGAGAACAGGAGGAUAGACGUAGUCAGGGGGAGACAGUCGUAAGACCAACGAAGAAGGUUAACGAGUUCGGAGAGACUAUCGAGGAGAAGAAGGAAAGAUUGAGACGGACACUCACUUUGCAGGAGAGUUUUGAUGCGGACGAAGAAUUCCUAUUGUUGCGGAAGAAAGCAGUUGGGCUGAGAAUCCAAGACAAGCGGAAGCAUGGUAAAGAAGUAGCGGUCCGGAACAACCCGCCUAUGACAACGCCAAAGAAGCGCACCCUUACGACCUUAACAGAUGAAUCAAGGCGUGGGAUCGAGGAAUUGCAGAACGUGCAACCGGAGGACCAACCAAUUUUCAGGAACGCCUCGGAAAAUCGACCUGACCUUGAAGCAUAUCUCGACUUCCUGUGGGCCUGGUGGGAAAGAAAGAUACGAGAAGGAGGUGCGGCGAUUUCUACGAUGCUUUGACGAUCAAUUAACUGAAGGAAGUUUGCAAGAGGGAGAAAGUGAACUAUGGGAAGCGAGAAGCGACGAUCAAGCGAUUGGUG